This is a messenger RNA of Pyricularia pennisetigena, 525 nucleotides long. RefSeq lists its product as uncharacterized. Bases 1 to 525 code for a protein of 174 amino acids. The transcript has 3 exons. The record is from RefSeq and is a predicted model, not a curated record. NCBI's taxonomy places the organism in Eukaryota, Fungi, Ascomycota, Sordariomycetes, Magnaporthales, Pyriculariaceae.
AUGAGGAUCCAAGAAGUUGUGGCUACUUUGCCUUUGCUAGGCGUCGCGAUGGGGGUACAGAUGACACGCUACGACCCUGCCUCCAACGUCGAGCCUGCUUUCGGGAAUUAUUUGAGAGAGCUUUACGCCACCGCCGAAGACCCUAAAGCUACCGACAGCUUCACAAACUUCUUCACUCCCCAGGGCAAGCUUACGGUGCUAGGCCACGUUGCAACGGGUCCCGCGGCUAUCGUCCGGCUCAAAGAGCAGCUCCUCCCGCCUGCGGGUUACAAACAAUGGAAUCACUUGCCCAAUGUCACCACUGUUUACUCGCAGACACCAAACUAUAAGGUCUACGACGUUUUGGGAGUUAUCGAGACCCGUUUCAACGGCGGCAGGUGCACCAAGGCUUACUAUUCUACGCGUUUUACCGUUACCAAGGACGCCUCGGGUGCGCCGCAGUUGAGGCCCCAUGCUCGCAACCUGGUCCACUAUGAUGAUUACAUCGUCGACCCCCCUGAGAGCCCUACCCACAUCCCCUGCUGA